CAAAAUGUUCCUUUGCAUGGCUUCUGUUUUGUCUGCACCCGUAGCUUUUCUUCUCUCGUUAAUUCGGAGAUUAUCAACAACAAGAAUAAAUCAAGUCCGACGUGACUUAGAAGUGAAUCAACGGCGAUCUGCUCGUUAUCAUCCUACCAUCUGGGAAACCAAACACAUCCAAUCUCUUGAUACUCCAUACACCUACGAGUUACAUGCCGACCGACUAGAGGAGUUGAAGAAAAUUAUUAAGGCGUUAGUACUAAAGGCCACAAAAGACCAUUUUCUUCUCCUGAAGCUUGUUGAUUCGAUGCAGAGGUUGGGACUGGCAUAUCACUUCGAAGAUGAGAUUAGAGAGGCUGUUUCUAGGAUUCAUCAAGACAAAAAUAGAAGUAAUGAUCUCUACAUGACAGCUUUGAGAUUUCGUGUUCUAAGAGAACAUGGGUUAUCAGUUAGCUCAGACAUAUUUGACAGAUUCAGAGGUCAUGAUGGGAGAUUCUUGAAGAGCUUAAUCAGCGACGUGGUGGGACUUUUGAGUUUGUACGAGGCCUCAUACCUUGGAAUGCCAGGAGAAAAUGUUCUGGAGGAAGCCAAGAGUUUCACCAAAAAGAAGCUGACAAAUUCUUUAACUGGGGGAAUGGAUAGUUAUUUAGCUAAGCAAGUUCAACAGUCAUUAGAAAUUCCUCUGUAUUGGAGGGUGCCGCGAGUUGAAUCUCGAAACUUCAUCGAUCUCUACGAGCUCGACCCCGCAAAGAGUCCGGCUCUCCUUGAGUUAGCAAAGUUAGACUACAAUCUAGUGCAAUCUGUGCAUCAGAAAGAGCUCAAGGAGCUAGCAAGUUGGUGGAGAGACUUGGGUUUCAAAGAAAAUCUCGAGUUUGCAAGAGAUCGGUUGAUGGAAAAUUAUUUGUGGACCAUGGGGAACAUGUUUGAACCUCACUUGUCCAAAUGCAGGAUAGGAGUUACGAAAUUCGUUUGCAUACUGACAGCAAUUGAUGACAUCUACGACGUGUAUGGGUCCCUAGAUGAGCUGGAGUGCUUCACAAAUGCAGUAAAGAAAUGGGACAUAGAGGCAAUAAAGGAUGUUCCACUUUACAUGAAAAUAUGCUAUCUUGCCAUGCUUAAGUUUGGCAACGAUGUGAUCUAUGACGUCCUUAAAACUCAUGGCUUGGAUGUUUCCCCCUAUAUCAAGGAAGAGUGGUAUAAUCUUUGUAGAUCAUAUCUUGUGGAAGCAAGGUGGUUUUACGGUGGAUAUACACCAACUGUUAAGGAAUACUUCGAAAAUGCAUGCAUUUCGGUCGGUGGACGUGCGGGGAUCGUCCACGCUUGUAUCUUACUCCUAGAUCAGUUCUCCAUAUCGAAAAGCUCACUUGAUUGCGUUAUAAACCAUGGCUCUAAUUUGAUUUAUUGGUCAUCCCUUAUAACUAGACUUAGUGAUGAUUUAGGCACUUCAAAGGAUGAGAGCAAAAGAGGCGACGUGGCGAAAGCCGUGCAGUGCUAUAUGGUGGAGAAAAACAUAUCUGAAGAAGAAGCAAUAAAUCAAAUAAAUGAAUUGACAAGCUAUUCAUGGAAAAUGAUGAACAAGGAGAUAAGCUCUAAGAACAAUAUUUCUCUGCCAAAUUGCUUGGUGAGGAUAUGUUUGAACAUGGCAAGGACUGCUCAGUACAUAUUCCAGCAUGGAGAUGGGAUUGGUACUUCAGUCGGCGUCACCAGAGAUCAUUUAGUAUCGUUGAUUGUCAAACCUGUCACUUUUCAGACCAGCUUUGUCAAAGGAAAUUGAUCAAAUGACAAAGCCCUUUUGAUCUGGUGAUUAACGACAGCCUUGUUUAGUCCUUGAUUGAUGG
This is a messenger RNA of Morus notabilis, 1829 nucleotides long. Its product is annotated as probable terpene synthase 9. Gene Ontology annotation, molecular function: magnesium ion binding; terpene synthase activity. The transcript is spliced from 7 exons. The record is from RefSeq and is a predicted model, not a curated record. Bases 5 to 1765 code for a protein of 586 amino acids. Lineage: Eukaryota; Viridiplantae; Streptophyta; Magnoliopsida; Rosales; Moraceae. Gene Ontology annotation, biological process: diterpenoid biosynthetic process.